This is a messenger RNA of Leucoraja erinaceus (little skate), 4040 nucleotides long. RefSeq names its product ddb1 and cul4 associated factor 5 (gene dcaf5). Gene Ontology annotation, cellular component: cytoplasm; Cul4-RING E3 ubiquitin ligase complex. The transcript is spliced from 9 exons. Gene Ontology annotation, biological process: negative regulation of fatty acid biosynthetic process. Gene Ontology annotation, molecular function: protein binding. The record is from RefSeq and is a predicted model, not a curated record. The coding region runs from base 425 to 3406 and encodes 993 amino acids. NCBI's taxonomy places the organism in Eukaryota, Metazoa, Chordata, Chondrichthyes, Rajiformes, Rajidae.
GCCUAUAUACAAGUGGCAUGUGACCAGUCUCACUCAUUCUUUUGGGUUGAAUCCCACCCCCAAAAGUUGACAUCCCUAAUUCCACAGAACCAGGCGGCAUUAUUUAUGAGCGCAGUGAUCAGUUUGUUCUGGAAAAUGGUUUUAAUUUCGGGGGCGGGGGGGUGGAGUGAAAUUGCGAGCCACGGGCAACGUUGUAAACGUUGUUGGUUGUGGCUGUGAUUGUAGCAAGUGUUGAAGCCGGGGCAUCAUCCACUUCCAGUUCAGAAGGGUGAGGAGCGGCUGGUCAGAGAGGAGGAGGAGGAGGCAGCGGCUGCACUGCAGCGUCUUGUGUGGAUGUCGGGCCGCGGCUGCCGUUAAUCCGCUGCAGGGAGCCGAGUUGAUGAGGGGAGGUGGUGGUGGCGGCGACGACUGAGCGAGUGGAGCGAUGCGGGAGCUGGGCCACUGUCAGCCGGGCCCUGGUCCUGGUCCCGGUCCUGGUCCUGGUCCCGGUCCCGGUCCCGGGCCGGGGCCGCUGCUGCGGUUCCUGGGCCGCCGAGCGCUGAGCGGCGACCGCUUCCUCAAGGAGGGUUUCCAGCGCCAGCGGCUGUCGGGCUGCAGGAACCUCUUCAAGAAGGAUCUGCUCGGCCACUUCGGCUGCGUCAACGCCAUCGAGUUCAGCAGCGGCGCUGGCGAGCUGUUGGUGUCCGGUGGAGAUGACCGUCGUAUCUUGUUGUGGCAUAUUGAUAAAUCCAUUCAUUCAAAAGCUAAGCCUACCCAAUUGAAAGGUGAACAUCUAUCCAACAUUUUUUGCUUGGCAUUUGACAGCACCAAUACCAAUCUGUUCUCUGGAGGAAAUGAUGAACAAGUGAUUGUUCAUGAUGUUGAAAGCUCUGAAAUUGUGGACGUUUUCCCACAUGACGAUGCAGUAUAUGGCCUUUCUGUCAGUCCUGUGAAUGACAAGGUGUUUGCCAGCUCCUCAGAUGAUGGCAGAGUUCUUAUCUGGGAUAUACGGGAUUCUCAUGGAGAGCCUUUUUGUUUGGCAAACUAUCCAUCGGCCUUUCACAGUGUGAUGUUUAACCCGACGGAACCCAGACUUCUGGCCACCGCAAAUUCUAAAGAAGGUGUAGGUCUUUGGGACAUCCGCAAGCCACGAAGCUCAUUACUUCGUUAUGGUGGGAAACUUCCCAUGCAGAGUGCCAUGAGUGUCCGCUUCAACAGCAGUGGGACCCAGCUAUUAGCCUUACGCCGCCGUCUGCCUCCAGUGUUAUACGACAUUCAUUCACCACAGUCAGUGUUUGAGUUUGAUAACCAAGGCUAUUUUAACUCCUGCACCAUGAAGAGCUGCUGCUUCGCUGGAGACCGUGAUCAAUUUGUUCUCUCCGGCUCAGAUGACUUUAAUCUCUACAUGUGGCAUAUUCCUUCCAGUUUAGAGACGGGUGGCCCUGCCAGGAUUGUGAAUGGUGCAACCAUGGUAUUGAAAGGUCAUCGCUCCAUUGUCAAUCAAGUACGCUUCAACCCUCAUUCAUACAUGAUCUGCUCAUCAGGAGUGGAAAAGAUUAUCAAGGUGUGGAGUCCAUAUCUCCAACCAGAUUGUGCUAGUGACCUGGAGGGAGAGUUGGAAGAUGACACCCGUAACCUUUAUACUCAUGAGGAGUACAUCAGCUUGGUCUUAAACAGUGGCAGUGGUCUAUCUCAUGAUUAUGCUAACCAAUCGAUUCAGGAAGAUCCAAGGAUGAUGGCUUUUUUUGAUUCUCUUGUACGCCGAGAGAUAGAGGGUUGGAGUUCAGACUCUGACAGCGACCUUAGUGAGAAUACAGUUCUUCAGCUAAAUCCAGGGGCUAGUGAACGAUCGGGCUACAGCGAUUCUGAAUCUUCUGCCUCCUUGCCAUUAUCGGCCCAGCAAGGAGAUGAAUUUGACGAGGGCACAUACACGCUAGGCCGACCAAAGCCCUCCAACGCUUCAGCAACCAGGGAGGACUUGCGGUCUCGUCAACAAAGAUUGUCCGCGCUCAGGCGCUAUCAAGACGAGCUACUUCUGACUCUUUCUAAUGACUCUGAUUCCUCAGAAAACAACUUUCAGCAAGUAACUACAGGAUCAGAUACUGAUCCUGUGACAAGGCCUCGAUCUCCAAGCCCAGAGGCAAAUGAUUCCAGUAGUUCCAGUAGCGAUGGUAAGCGGCGUGCAUCGAUGCGCCAAAGAAAUGCUUCAAGAGCUAAGCAGAAACUCCGUCGAGAAAAAAGGAAUAUUCCACAUCUCAAGGUAAAACAAAAUAUUGCUGAAGAUAAUGCCAAUGAUUCUCGAUCACAAAGAGGUAAUCAUUCUUCGUCUGCUUCAUCUUCACCAGAGAGGAAUAGUGCCGAGUUCGGAAACAAUAGAGGAAGGGUAUCGCCCUGCUCAGAUAGCGAGUCUGAGGUAAGAAAGGUUUAUAAGGCUUACAGCAAGAUCCAAAAUACCUUUAAGUCACAAUUGAAAUCAAAAGGGUGUUCCAUGUCAUUUUUGUCUCUUUGUGAUGCACCAGACACGAGUGAAAAGGACUCAUUGGGUAUGUUGACCCAAGAAAAUGAUGCUGCAAGGAAAAGUGUAACAGGAUCUCAUCAAAGAUUUAGAGUAGAAAAAUGUUUGGAUGAACAUCAUGGGGAAAGCAGCACCUCUCUGCAAGCAAGGACCAAGUACUCUGCCCUUCUUAUUCAUGAAGGCAGUACUUUUGCAUCUGCAAAAGAAAUUAUGCCCGGAGAACAGGAACAUGGUGUAGAAGAUGUCCCGAGCAGCACAGAGCACUGCUAUGAGGCCAAAAAGCUUAAUGGGAAAUCGGUCCUUAUGGGCAACAACAGUAAUUUAACUAACCCGUAUCAAAUAUUUGGCAACCAAACACAAGAAUUGUGUGAUCACACAGAGGUAUUAGAAUGUGCAAAAUCCCAGCAUGUUCAACAAGUAACUAGAGAUGAAUCUGGCCAGAAAUUCAUUAAAUUGGCAUCAUCUCAAACUGUCCCUUUUGCAGAAAUUACUUUUGUUGGAACGCAAAGUAAUUCUGAUGAAUGGUGGAGAGACCAUGUUGAUAAAUCCAAAACCAGGACUUGUGACAUUGAAGAAUCCUGUUCAGAGGCUCCCUGCAAUCUUCACAACAAUGGGCUAUUUGAUCAGCAACAUGCGAACCAACUAGAGGAAUCAGCAACGGUAUCCAAGUCUGAAUCUGGUGACUGUGUACAGGUAGCCUCUUUGCACCACAAGGAAGACUGCUCCCAGCCUGGGAUAAAUGAGCAUUCAGAAUGUACUAAGAAUGGCUUGGCAGCCAAAAUAAACAUUUUUGGUUGUCCCCAAGGAACUCUGUCAUCAGCUGAGGCUGAACAGCCUUCUGGAGGGUUAAAAAGACUGCGAAAAGAACUAGAUCCAGACUAUUCACCAGCUGAGAAGAAACAGAAGACAUGAUAGAUGUGCACACAUCCUAUACCAGUGCUUACUAAUGUCACUAAAAGCAUUUUUCUCAAACUCAACAAACUGUUGGUCUGUAAAAGAGUGCGAAUUUUUGUUAACAAUUAUGUAAAUAAUUCAAUUUCCUGAAGAAAUGCUAAUACAGAUUUUUUUUUUUUUAGAUUGUGUAUGAUAAUGGUAUAUAAAAUACAAAUUAUUUGGAGUGCUUCUAACUUUGGAUUCAAAUAUCCAUUUUGGCCCAGAGGGUGUGUAAUUCUUCUGUUUAAGUAUUCAUUCUGCCAAGCAAGGGUUAAUGGUGCAUUUGGUGUCUCGAAGAUCAUAUUGUUACAGAGCUUUCCCUCGUAUUCACUCUGCAAAUUUCUACAUUUGGGCAGACAUUGAAUUUAAAAUAUUAAAGCCCAUAGAAUAACAAGUGAACAAAUGAAGAGUUUUUGAAGUCUAACACUUUAUAGUUCGAGGUAUUUUUGUUUUUAUUUUAAAUUGCCACCUUGUUAUGGUAGUCUUUUAUUCACGCAAGUGGUAAACAGUUUGAUUCUUAAGAAAAAAAUGUUUAGAAGUUGGUUGUGUACAUGGAUCUGUUGAUGAAGACAAGUUAGACAACUGUGGUCAGGAAUAAAGUUUUUGUGUUUAA